This is a messenger RNA of Electrophorus electricus (electric eel), 2016 nucleotides long. The record is from RefSeq and is a predicted model, not a curated record. NCBI's taxonomy places the organism in Eukaryota, Metazoa, Chordata, Actinopteri, Gymnotiformes, Gymnotidae.
GUGUGUGUGUGUGAAAGAGCAUGUGUUUGAAUCAAAUCUCCGAGUAGUGCAUGAGUUGUAAGUGUGUGUGUGUGUGUGUUGCUGAGUCAUACAGAUUUCAGGAUAUUCAGAGGAAGGAUUUUUCCCUUUUACCUUCCUGUUUUUUUCUGCUCUUUUUGUUGGCACACAAGGCUACAGGUCCACUCUGUUACUAACUGGACUGAAGUGUUUGGGUGAACUCCUUGUUGUGUGUGUGUGUGAGAGAGAGACUCUGGCCUGCUGUGGUGUCUAGUUUGAGUGGCUUGUGUUGUUGAGUACAUUUAGUCACACUAUACUGGCCUGUGCGGCGUGGACACGGACGGAUCAUGUGGAUCCCAAAUCUGUGAUGCACACGCCGGGGGAGGAGCCGGUCGGGCGCGACAUGGCCGCGUCUGGGCAGGAGCUGAUGGGCACCCCACUGGUCGAGGAUGAGGAGGCUCGGGAGUCAGACCGGGACAGCGCAGUGGGGAGUGCUGCAGGCUCCGAGCUGUCCGAUGGCGGAAGAGGAGGAGAAAAAGAGGAAGGACUCCGCCUCCUCUUACCAGGAGACAAGGCUGGAGAGUGCAGCAUCAACCCUUCAGUGACCUCUGACCUCUCGACACGCUCAUCUGCCUCACUGAACGAAGAGCAGUUCGAGGACUACGGAGAGGGGGAAGACAAGGACUACAAUCCCAGCAGCCCUGGCGAUGAGGCGCACGGCAAUGCAUUCUCAGACCUCAGUUCCUCUGUGUCUUCCAGCGCGGGCCAGACUCCACGAAAGACCCGGCCAGUAAACGUGGACUUGUUCUGCUCCCAGUGCUGCAAAAAAGUCACCCAGCUCCAUGAGCUCGAAACCCGGCUCAAAAGUCUCAAAACCCACAGUCCUAACAGAAAGAUCUCCAGUACAGCAUUUGGCAGGCAGCUUCUGCAGCACAGCAAUCUCAGCAGUAGUAAUGGCAGUACGGAGGAUCUCUUCAGAGACAGCAUUGACUCCUGCGACACGGACAUCUCAGAGAAGGUGAGUCAGCUGGAGAAGAAGCUGUGUGAGCUGGAAAAUGAGUGUCUAAUGAAUGGGGAUGUGAAGUCCAAACUCAAACAGGAGAACACCCAACUAGUGCACAGGGUCCAUGAGCUGGAGGAGCAGCUAAAAGAGCAGGAGGUACGGGCUGAACAGAGCAUGGAGGAGGAGCUCAGAAGACACCGUGAAGUCUUCACCAAACUGGAGCGAGACAAAGAUGCCCAGAUUGAGCUCCUCACCAACCGGGUGCAGCAGCUGGAGAUGGAGAAUGCAGAGAUGCUGUCAAACAUGAACAGGCUAAAAUCACAGACAGAGAAGCUGGAUGAGGAGAAGCAGCGGAUGACUGAUAAACUGGAGGACACCAGUCUGCGUCUGAAGGAUGAGAUGGACCUCUACAGGAAGAUGAUGGACAAGCUGAGGCAGAACCGACAUGACUACCAGACAGAGAGGGAGGCCAUGCAGGAGCUGAUUGAGGACCUGCGAAGGGAGCUGGAGCACCUGCAGGUCUUUAAACUGGAGGCAGAACGUGUGGGGCGGGGCCGAAGCUCGUCCACUAGUCCGUCGGAGUUCAGCACACGGACACGUGAGAGUGAACUUGAGCAAGAGGUCAAGAGACUUAAACAGUGCUGUAUUUCACAGGACAUCUGCCCCGAAAUCCAGCAGCGAGUGUGUGUUAGCACGCGACUCUGCCGUAGUCUGGCGGAGAACCAGAAGUUGCGUGAGCAGAAUGAAGAGCUCAAUGGUCAGAUCCUGAGCCUCAGUCUGCAUGAGGCGAAGAACCUGUUCGCCGCACAGACAAAGGCGCAGUCACUCGCCUCUGAAAUCGACAACGCUUCCCGCGACCAGUUAAUGGAGGCCCUUAAGGAACAAGAGGAAAUCAACUCCCGUCUCCGGCAGUACAUGGAUAAGAUUAUAUUGUCUAUCCUGGAUCACAACCCUUCCAUCCUGGAAAUCAAAAACUAAAGACUCAUUUCAAUUGGGUUGUUUUCAAGAUCCAAUAU